CUCAAUCUUUGCCUCGGUCAUUAUUCUUUGGAGGGACUGCGUGGCAGCAUAACCAGCAUAUCGCGCUUCUGACACAGUAAGUUCUUCAAGCCCGACAAGAUGAGGCUCCCCGUCUUACUUGGCAUCGUUUUGCUGGUGACAGACGUCGGCUAUUGCCAGAAUCCAUGCGUUCCUCCGGAUUGCAACAGACCUCCGGUACCAGGGCCGAUGGGACUUCCAGGACUACCAGGACCUGAUGGAAAACCUGGACUACCAGGACUUCCUGGAAAACCUGGACUACCAGGAUUUGAUGGAAAACCUGGACUACCAGGACCUGAUGGAAAACCUGGACGACCAGGAUUUGAUGGAAAACCUGGACUGGCAGGACUUUGUGGACCAGUAGGACCACCAGGACCACCAGGACCACCAGGAUUAUCUCUCCUAGGACCAGUGGGACGACCCGGCCUACCGGGGCCACCUGGAUCAAUGGGUUCAAUGGGGCCACGAGGAUCAGUUGGACCACCAGGACCGACAGGAAAAACAGGAUGGGACGGACCAGCAGGACCAGCAGGACCACCAGGAGUGCCUGGAGUGUCUAAAAUAGGGCCACCGGGACCAGCUGGACCACCUGGGAAAACGGGCCCGGCUGGAUCACAAGGGCCACCCGGAGAGCCAGGUGUUAGCUGCAGUUGUCCUGACAUCAAGGCCAUAGAGCAGCAACUGACCAAGUUACAGCUGGCUAUAACUUACAGCUUCGUCCGAAGGGUCGGCGAGAAAUACUUUGUGUCCUACAAGGAGAGGGAACCUUUCGAGAAGGCAGCGAAGUUCUGCUCCCAGCGAGGGUUGGAGUUGGCUCUACCUCAGAGCGAAGAGGAAAACAACGCACUGGCUGAAGUGUUCGACGACGCAUACCAAACCGUCUGGAUCAACGUCAACAAGAACAAAGCACAGGGGGAUUUCACUCUCGAUGCCAAUAAUCGACCUCUGACCUUUGCCAAAUGGGGAGACGGGCAGCCAGAUGCGUCCGUCCAGGAUGUGGGCUGCACCAUGGUGUCAAGGAACGGCUUCUGGAAAGUGACGAAGGAAUGCUUCCUGAAUGCUUACGUUGUCUGUCAGUUCUAACGGGUUUGAGUGUUUCAACGAAUACUUCACUCUGGGUUUUAACAAUCAACUAUGUCAUCGACAUCUAGUUUGUGUUUAGUUUUGCUAGCUCUGUGGAUGCUAUAGAAACAGGAAGUGUCAAACAAACUUGCUUUAUUUUACAUAUUUUCUAAUGGAAAUUGACUAAAUUGGCUAAUGUCAUGAAAUAAAGACUAUAAAGAAUAAAUAAAGUCGAUAUUAAA
Molecule: messenger RNA, 1322 nt
Organism: Xiphophorus maculatus (southern platyfish)
Lineage: Eukaryota; Metazoa; Chordata; Actinopteri; Cyprinodontiformes; Poeciliidae
Product: pulmonary surfactant-associated protein D-like
Exons: 7
Coding region: 100-1101 (333 amino acids)
Source: RefSeq, a predicted model, not a curated record